This is a messenger RNA of Fraxinus pennsylvanica, 342 nucleotides long. NCBI's taxonomy places the organism in Eukaryota, Viridiplantae, Streptophyta, Magnoliopsida, Lamiales, Oleaceae. The record is from the annotation of a GenBank genome assembly.
AUGCUGGAGAUGGAACCAGCUUUCAUUUCUUCCCUCUUUGAGGCCGAGGAUAUCUUCACAAUGUCAGGUUCAAAGCACUUAAGCUUAAGUUUGUUGCCAGAAGAGGGGGAUGACGAGGUUGGGGAUGUGAUCAAUGUUGGUCAAACAAUGCGAAGGGAAAGGAGGGGCCCACUAUGCGAGCCAGAACCGCUUCCUUCGCCACCAAAUCUAUAUUCCGGUAGUCUUCCGUUCGUAGCGCCGCCACUAGGUUCGGCUCCCAAGCGAAGGCUGCUCGCUUCCCCUUCCGCCUUCCUUCCAGGAACCCCCUGCCUCACCGCAUCUUCCGGUGUCCAGCUGAGAUGA